CCAACAGGACCGUGUCCCACAGCUGUACCCUCCGUUCAUGCGGAUCGACAUUUCCUGCCUCCCAGCAUUUCCCUGAGCCCUGAGGAAUGUGUGGAGAUAGGGACCAAUGUCACCAUCCAGUGCUGGAACAAGGACUAUGGGGCCACCUUCCUCCUGCACAAGGACGGCUGCUCAGCCCCCAUCCAGCGCCAGCACCUCCAUGUGGUGGGCACAGCCACCUUCACCAUCUUUGGGGUGACCCCAGCUGACAGCGGCACCUACAGGUGCUCCUACCGCCCCUGGGCUUACCCCUUUGUGUCCUCACCCCUUGGCAAUAACGUGACUCUGGAGGUGACUCCCACACCUGCACCCCCAGGUGGGUCUGAACCCCAUUUGGGUACCCCUGGUGCCGCCCAGGAGUGGCUGUGUCACCUCCUGUCCCUGUAGAGGUGGUGGU
Molecule: messenger RNA, 436 nt
Organism: Meleagris gallopavo (turkey)
Lineage: Eukaryota; Metazoa; Chordata; Aves; Galliformes; Phasianidae
Source: RefSeq, a predicted model, not a curated record